Molecule: messenger RNA, 5522 nt
Organism: Ctenopharyngodon idella (grass carp)
Lineage: Eukaryota; Metazoa; Chordata; Actinopteri; Cypriniformes; Xenocyprididae
Gene: efnb3b
Product: ephrin-B3b
Exons: 5
Coding region: 892-1920 (342 amino acids)
Biological process (GO): ephrin receptor signaling pathway; axon guidance
Cellular component (GO): plasma membrane
Molecular function (GO): ephrin receptor binding
Source: RefSeq, a predicted model, not a curated record
CUCAAACAACUCAGUCUGUCAGUGUGCGCCGAGCGUUAGGAACAAGUCUCACUAGUCGGAUUUGCAGCCAGUGAGAGAGACACAUCGAGAGAAUCCAAGCAGGACAGACGAGAAAUGAACUAUCUAAUGACUUGCCACAUCCGAGCACAUUCUCAAAUACCCUGCAACCGAAACCCAUGAAUAAGGAUUGCAAUAUUUUUCCACCCUGGAAAAUCUGGCAAUAAUUUUGUCAGUCUCGACACAUUUGUAAAUUUCUGUUGACUUGGUUUUAAUUUGCAUUAAUUUUGCUGUUUGUUUUUAUUUCCGUUAAUUAUCUGGAUUGCAACAUUUAAUUUGUGUAUGCGGAAUUACUGGAAUCUCAGAGGCAAGCAGGAAAAUCCAGUAGGAGAACUAGAGGUGAAGAAGAGAAGCAGCGAGAUCUGUCCAGCAUCAACAUGUUCUUCUGAAGAGGCGAGGAAAAGCUCAUCCCAAACCAUCAUCCAUCUACCAUCACAUUCCCGUCCUAAUUCGUCGGGAAAAAACAGAAUCAAGUGGAAGUGAAAAGGGAAUGGGAAAGAUAGGUCCAGCCUAAACGCCGAGGAAAAGAAAUAAGCAUCACGAAUUUUUGGAAAAGUAAACUCUUUGCAAGGAAAAACGGCUGUGGGAAUUUGUGGGAGUUUCAUCCACGAGCUACUUUUCCCUAAAGACGUUUUUUUUGUGUGUGGAAUUCUCUGCUUAAAUCCACAUUGACUGCACCUUUGUUUAAUCUAUUCUCCUGUGUUUAGUAGAUAUCCAUGCAGGCUCCCAAAACACGUUGUCCCUGAUCACACUGACGGAUUCACCUGAACCAAAUACGCUUUGUUCCGAGUCCAGAGAUCUCCAUCCUCUGGGAGAGUAUCCCACACAGCUUUGAUGGGAGUAAAUAGAAGGAAUUCGGGAUUUCAAAUGGCGAGUCUGGGCUGUGAAAAUGGAUUGGGAAUUCUGCUGAUAUUCUUAGUGGAUUUACUCGGGAUCACGGCGACCAACAUGGAGCCCAUCUACUGGAAUUCCUUGAACAAAAGGUUUAGUGAUGAUAAGGGUUAUGUCCUGUACCCUCAGAUCGGGGAUCGUCUGGACCUCAUUUGCCCAGCAUCUGAGCCGCCCGGUCCCCGCGCCCCUGCCGAUUAUGAGUACUAUAAACUGUACCUGGUGUCUUCACGGGACCAGGCAGACAGGUGUGAAGUGACCGGAGCCCCAAACCUGCUCCUCACCUGCGAUAAGCCCAACAGUGACAUGCGUUUCACCAUCAAGUUUCAGGAGUACUCGCCCAACCUGUGGGGCCACGAAUUCAAAACCAAUCAGGACUACUUCAUCAUCGCUACAUCAGACGGGACACGUCAGGGGCUGGAGAGCAUGAGAGGAGGAGUUUGCGCUACACAGGGCAUGAAGGUGGUGCUGAAAGUGGGACAGAGUCCAUAUGGUCUGCCGGCCAAAUCUCCCAAACCUGACCCCGCGGGCCGUAUCAACAACCCAAAUCCAGGUGCUGGAAACAACACACAUCCCAGAAUUCCUCCCAGAAGUCCUGGUGGAGAAAAUGGCCCCCUUCCUCCCUCCAACAUUGCUGUUAUCGCAGGUGCAGCCGGCGGUUCGGCCUUCCUCCUGCUCGUGACCGCCGUGAUCUGCGUGGUGUGCUACCGACGACGACAUGCCAAGCAUUCCGAAUCACACCACCCUCCCCUCUCCCUCUCCUCCCUGACCUCGCCCAAACGGGGAUGCGGUGGGGGCGUAGGAGGUGGCAACAACAACGGCUCGGAGCCUAGCGACAUCAUCAUCCCGCUGCGGACUUCUGACUCCGCCUACUGCCCGCACUACGAGAAAGUGAGCGGGGAUUACGGCCAUCCGGUCUACAUCGUACAGGAGAUGCCCCCUCAGAGUCCCGCCAACAUCUACUAUAAAGUAUGAGAACCGGAGACGACCUUACCGACAACAUCCGCUGAGACCACUCCCACCUUAAACGACUACCUAAAUCACGCCCCCAAGCCCCGCCCCCCACAGUCGGCAUCCCCGUAGAUCAGAUUCUUUUACCUUCACACGCAUUUCUCCGACACACUGACCGCUCGUGGUGAAGUGUGUCUGUGUGUGUGUGUGUUAUCAUUCCUCGCCACUCCCCCCAACUUUGGCCUUUUGUUGGAGAGAGGAUGUCCUGUUGUGAGGGCCUCCCUCUCUCUGACGUCCCACAUGGGGAAAAGUUCUUAAAGCUAGAGAAGACCUCCUGGAGCGAUUCAGCCAACUGAAAAACAUUAACUCCUUUUAUGGGGGGCAUUCUGGAGCACAAGCAUCAAAACUUUUUUCUGAUGUACUUGCAAAAACUGAGACUAUAAACAUACAAAAAAGAAAAAGAAAACUUGUCCAAACCUACAAAGACAACUUUGAGUUUGAAUGCUACAUUUACUCACAAAUAGCAGUCUAGUUUGUGUUAAACUCCUUCGUAAGGGGGAGGGGCCAUUGAUUCAGCCAGUCGUCACAUAGGGCUGCAGUCACGUGAUCUAGGACCCAUGUGUUUGAUUGGUGGAGUUGUAGUGGCGUGGAGAAUCUUGUAUAUUUUAAUAACGUGUGUAUUUUGUGAGUGUGUAGGAUAAAUAUUCCAACACUCCAGUCGCACAAGUUGCGACCGGCGUGCAUCAAUACAACUCGCGAGUGUUUUUGUGCGUGGAUGAGUGUGCGAUUGAGUACAGUGUUAGUGUGAGCAAGGGCGUGUGUGUUUGUUAGACUGUUUCAAACCAAAACACAAAAAUAUGAGCGAACAUCAAAAAAGUUUUUUAUCGCUUUCAACACAUAGAUUAUAAUUAUAUAUGAAUACUCAGUAAAAUAAUUUUUAGAUUUCUUUUUCAUGUAAAUUUACAGUUUGCUAGGCCUAAUUUUUGUUUUCCUAUUUUUUAUGACAUGCUGACCUUGUUUCCUUCCCUUUUUGAGUUGUAAAUUAAUUUAAUGCUUUCAUUUUGUUGCAGAAACCAACCAAGUUUGUUUGGUUCCCCCUCAUUUUCCUCUUUCCCAGGAGUCUCCUCCGCUCUACACAUAUAUUUUUAUAGCUCCUUGUACUCUGAUGUAGUUUUGAAGAUAGACCUCGUUUGUGAAUGUGUUGAGGUAGAACAAUCCGAGAAGUUUUUUUUUAUUAUUAUUAUUUUUAAAGACGCUUGGAAAAAAGGGAAAAAAACCCAGAAAGGAGGCAAGAAUUGGAUGGGGGUGAAAUAAAAAAGAAAAGAAUGCGAACACCGCCUGUUGGGAAGGCAAACACACGAGCGAGGAAACUUCCAGAACGACUGUGAAACUAUGGAAGAAUCACACAUUAAAAGAAAAAAAUAGGGGAGGGGGAGGUGGGGGGAGAGAAGGAAAGUUGAAAGAUGCUUGAAGGAGGAAAGAAAGAGAGAGAGAAAGAGAGGGAUGGAAAGGUUUUUAUUAACUCGUCUGAAACAGUGGAAGAGGCAGAUCUAGGCCCGGUGGUCUUCUGAGGUACAAAGAGACAGAUGAGGGGAAGAAAGGAACUCAUUCUCUCAGAUGGACAACGGGAUAGAUGGACACACAGAAUUACUCUUACAGACACACAGUGCUCUUUUGUGUUCACAUGAAGUGAAGUGGAAAUAUUUCUAGACUCGUUUCAAAUUCUUGAGUAUCUGCGGGCACGUCUCAAUUUAAUGUAGACUUGUUCGGACACACAUACAUACACACACUUUUGGAGAACGACUCAAUGGCCAUGGCACACAGAAAAGCUCUUGUAAAGAGAUUUAAUCACAUACACACACACAUGCACACCUCCAAAACACAAUCAAAAGCCAUUCUGAUUGGGCAUAUAUGCUGGUUACCUCAACAAAUGCAGUGAUUAGCAUUGUUCUUUCGCGUUCUCUUUCUUCCCUCUCUUUGCCUUUCUCUCACACACACACACAAUCAUGCAGCUUUGUAACUAGCUGUGUGUUUUUCUCAGUUAGUGCCAAUGAAAAGCUCUCUUUUAGGCCUGCAACAUACUCUACGCAAGUAUGCUAGCGCAAACGCUUCUAGCACGUCGCUGCAUUCUGAAAUGUGUUAGAACUCAAUUGCAUUCUCAGUAUGACCACAAAGGGUGCUAUAGGAUGUUUUAGCAUACAUUUUCUUCUUCUGCAGUCAGUUUUCUGUUUGGGAAACAAUCUCGCUAAGCUAGUUAGCCAUCUAUGCUAUUCCAAAAAGUUAGCUAAAGCUAUUCACAGGCUGAAUUCAAAAUGGCAUACUAAUAAGCUAGUAUACUAUUACAUUAUUAAUAUCAUGACCAUGAUUUAAUUAAAAUAAGGGAACAAAUUAGUACAAUGCUUUUCCUGAAAACAACUAAACUUCGUUCACAUUUGAUCUAGCACUUUCUAAUGUGUUGACCAAGCAUUAGCAUCCAUGUUUGCAUGCUUGCGUAGAAUAUUUUUCUGGCCUUAGGAGUACAAAUUGUGUUCUGUUUCACUGCCAUUGUCACAGUGUGUUUUGUAUGCGUGUAAAAGAAUGUUAUCGCUAAGAAAUACACCGCAUACACGCACAUAAUAACAAGCCAUUCAUACCCAAAAAUGUUGGUGGUCUUAUUUUCCAGAUGUGAUUUGUGACUGACUUGAACAAUCUGUUACUGUUUUCAAUCUGCCUAGAAAGCUUCAAUAUUUGUCUCUCAAAAGCAUUUAGUUUUGUAUCACUCUGGUGCAUCAAGACUGUGAGAAAAAAAAAAAACGACAUUGUUUUCCUGUCACAUUGAUGUUUUCUUCUUACACGCAAAUUUGGAUUUUGUUACUUCAAUAUCAAGUUGCCUAAAAUGUGGAGGUAUUUCAUUUGUUCAGCGCUGUUGUAUUCGUGAGCUGUUUCAUACAUAUUUAAGCGUUCAAUUUCUGUUCCAAUUCUGUUGCAUUUACUAAAACAAUCAGCGUAAGCCAUGUCUCUGACCCUGUGCACAUGGACUUGGAUACAUGUGUGUGCGUGUUGGUGCGCGUAUUUGUCCGAAAGACACGUUGACAUCGUUCAAAGACGGACCGACGUGGAGGGGAACGUUCGCAGGUGCUGUUGCGUUCGGAUCACAGAGGACACAUGAGGAGACACAAACUCUCUCUGCUCACCAUCCUCCCUUUUUUAGGUCUCGUUUAUCGAACAUCUGGCCUCAGAAAGGUCCAUCUUCUGUCUUUCAUAUCGAGCGGUUCUUUGUGCACUUGCUUUCGCCAUGAACGCUGGGACCAGUAUUCUGUACGCAGACACAAGCGGGGGACGGAACCACAAAGUGUGUAUUUUUUUAGAGAACGCUUCAGUUGUGUGUACGUGUUUCUCUGUGCCAAUAGCCAGCGGGUGGCGGCCACUUUAAAGACCUCCAUUCCUCUCCAGUGAUGUGUUCAGACGUUUGUAAAACACCAUGUUUGUGUGUGAUGUUUUCUUUUCUGUGUCCAUCCCUCCAUCUUUCGCCCCCCUCACGAUCCCUCUCUUGUUUUCCCUCCUGCAUACAUGCCUUUAAAAGGGUUAAACAACUAAUACAUUCCUUUGAAGAAAUGUUGAUUAAAAAACACAAAAAAACUUUACAA